Molecule: messenger RNA, 1767 nt
Organism: Paramecium sonneborni
Lineage: Eukaryota; Ciliophora; Oligohymenophorea; Peniculida; Parameciidae
Source: the annotation of a GenBank genome assembly
AUGUUUUUUACUUAAACUAAAUUUCAUAAACUUAGUUCUUAAAAGGAUUUAUUGGCAAAGAUAUAGGAUUUUGAAAUAAACACAAAUUUUGAUUCACCUAGAACAUAGAAAGCAUUGUAAAAAAUGAAUAAAACAAAAUAUGAUUUUAGAAGAAAGUUAAUUAUUAUAUUUUACAUUUAAGGAAUAAGUUUGAAAAACAUAAUGAAUUAGAAUAUAAAAACAAAAGAAAUAAUAAAUCAUUGGAUUAAAAUUCUUUAGAUUAUGAAUAUGAGAAUUAUUUAGAAUAAUUAUUAAGUAUUUUAACGUAAUGAAAAUUAGAUGAUUUUAUGGAACUGAAAGAAUAAAGAAAAUAAAUAAAAUAAUGGUUUUUAAAAAAAUAGUAAGAGGAAGAUGAAUUACGUGGUUAUGAACAUAUUUAAUUAAAUAGUGUUCAUUCAACAAGUCGUUUUCCAUGUUAAACAAUAACAAUUGAUGAUAAAAUUGGCAAAAUCAAUUAAGAAAGAUAGAGAUAAUUAAGUUUAAAUAAUGUUGAAGUUAAAGAGGCUUUGUUAUAUGAAUUAGAUAGAAGACAAUGGGAAUAUAUGUCAUAGGAAAAGAGAGAAAAGAAUGCUUAAAUUAAAUAAGGAAAAAUAAUGUAGAUAAAAAUAAAAGCUUAAUAAUAAAAUAAAAAGGCAUAGAAGAAGUGUGAAAGUUAGAAAAAGAUAAAAGAAGAAUAAAUAGAAGAAUAUAUAGCAAAAGCAAAGGAAAUUCAAGUCAAAUUGAAUUAAAAGUACUUUUACAUAAUUAUAUUAGAGAAAAUAAUAUCGCAAAUAAGAAAUCUUCAAUAAUAAUGGAAAAGAUUGAAAAAAAUAGAAAAUUAGAAGAAAAAAUAUUAUUUAGAAAAUCAAUAUUGAAACAUGAAUAAUCUGAAACUUAAUUGUAAAAUGUUAGAAAAGAAACAUAAACAGAAGAGAAUAGAGUUAAAUCAGUUGAAAGAUAAGCUAAAGAUAGAUAAGAUAAAUAAUCAAGAUAUGAAUAAUAAUUAAUGAGAGUUUAAGAAAAAAGUGCAUAAUCAAAAGCAAUAUGGGAAUAAGAAUUGUGUAAUAAUUUUGGAUAGAAGAUGAUUUCUAUUGAAGAAUAAAGAAAAAAGAAUGAAGAUUUAAUAAAAAAAGACAUAAGCAAAAUGUCUAAGGAAAGAAAAGAUAAAUUGAAAAAACAUUAAUAAAAUUUAGAAUUAGUAUAAGAGGAAGAAAAGUAAUUUUAAAUAUUAUUUAGAAUAGACAAUGGUAAUUAAAAUUAUAAGAAAAAUUAUAAAAUAAGGAAGAAAAUACUAAGAAACUUAAAAUGAGUAAACUUGAAGAAAUAAAAUAAUUAAGAGAUGUAAAUGCUUAAAAUUAAAGAGAAUCAUUAUCGAAAUAGGAAAUUAGAAGAAGAAUAUAAGUAAUUUUUAUUAUUUAUCAUAAGUUUAGUUAAUAAGAUUUGUUAUUAGAGAGAUCUUUGAAUGUUUAAAAGAGAUUGGAAUAAUAAAAAAAUGAUAAAGAAAAAGUUUUAUUUUAUGUGUUGAGUUCUAAAUAAAAAUUGGAAUCUGAAAUCAACAAUAAGUAAUAAAAAUUAAAAUUGAUACAUUAAUAGUCAUCAAUUUAAUUAUUAGAGUAAGAAUGAAUAUUAAGAUUAAAUAGAUAAUUGAAAGAACUAGUACCAGAAACAGAAUUUAUUGAAUUACAAAAACAUUAUAAAAUAACUAAAAAGCCUCAAACUGCAAAUCCAUAAACUUUGAAUAAAUUAUGA